AUGUGGUCAUCCUGCUGCAAAUCGCGGAAAGCUACCAGUGGUGAAACACAACCACUUCUCCCCCAACAUCAUGAUUACGAUGAAGAUACAGCCCUGCAGCAUCAGCUGCAUGAGAAACUGCGCACUUACCUGAUGCUCAAGGCCAUUUGUAGUGGCUACAUGCCGUCCACAUACCAAAUCGUCUCCAACCUACGCGCCAUCCUUGUAUCAAGUCUUCUCAACCCGGAACCUCUUGCUGUUGGGAACACCAGUCGAGAAUUGAUUAUGGAUCUGAAGCUUUGCAUUCGUCUGGUCAUAGAUCUUCUACAAGAGAAGAACGGCGAAGAUCAGCUACAAGCUGCCAUAUGGCAGCUGUCCAAGUUGAAUGUGGAGAUUGAUACCGCAAGUCUUGCUUCCAGAGGCACACUUGCAAAGGCUCAGGCGGAUACUGCUGCCGUCGACGAUUUGGUUACAAUUGGGCGGAUGGUGUUUGCCGAUACCGCGUCCGCACUGUCUUCCGCAGCUGCCGGAGUUUCGGAAGAAGUGGAGCCUUCAGAUGAAGAGAGAGCUAACCUGGAACCAAGCGGCUUAGGAGGCAAUGGAGGCCAAUCAACGGAGAAUUUAGGCCACGACCUGCAGCAUGUUUCCAGAAGCACACUGGAUGUAGUGGCUCAAACGGGUAAAGCUGCAGCUCAAAGCACGGAGGAUAACGUAUUUAGGCACUACAAAAACCCAUUACUCGAUAGACUAAAGAGAACUGUUCAGAACCUACGCCAGCGAGACGACUAUGCCACCUCUGUAUCGACCAUCACUCAAUUGAUUAAGCAGUAUGGGAUUAUUUACUCUCGUGCUGUAGGGGAAACGGUCAAUGCUGCUGAGGAAGAGGCUGAAGCAAGCUCAGAGCUUAAGCAGGCAGUUCUAACCCUAUGGAACUUAAUCGGAUCCUUUGGUGACCGCCGAGAAUGGCAGAUUGUUGAACAGAAAUUACGUGUGGUGGUCAAGCACUCUGAGAAAGACACAGAAUUUGAAUCACUGCUGAAAGACAUCGGCAAUUCUCUCCAGGAUCUUUUGACGGACCCUGGCUUUUUCGACUCAGCGGAUGAAAUGGUUGAACUCUUGAAACAGAAAAGCCGUGGUAUUGGCUCGGAUUCUACUCUUCGUCAGGAUGUGGAUUCCCUGGAGAUAAAGCUGUAG
This is a messenger RNA of Histoplasma mississippiense, 1173 nucleotides long. RefSeq lists its product with no specific name. The transcript is spliced from 3 exons. The coding region runs from base 1 to 1173 and encodes 390 amino acids. The record is from RefSeq and is a predicted model, not a curated record. Lineage: Eukaryota; Fungi; Ascomycota; Eurotiomycetes; Onygenales; Ajellomycetaceae.